Cercopithifilaria johnstoni is the source of this 501-nucleotide messenger RNA. The record is from the annotation of a GenBank genome assembly. NCBI's taxonomy places the organism in Eukaryota, Metazoa, Nematoda, Chromadorea, Rhabditida, Onchocercidae.
AUGAAUGAACACACUAAAGGAUUGUCCUCUGCGCUUCUGCAAAUGAAAUUUAUGCAAAGGACAAGAAUUCGUUUAGAAGAGGAAGCCAAGAGAAAGAACGAACAGAAAUUGCAGAAACGUUUUUUGAAUAAAGGUGAAAAGAAACUGUCAGAAAAGUUGGAAGAAGUAACUGAACCAACUGUAAAAUCCGAAAAUAGGUAUGAUGUGUUGGAAAACCUUUCAUUUGGACGGAUGUCUUUCAAAGGUUUCAAUCCUGAAGUUGAGAAACUUAUGAAAUAUUAUGAAAAUGUGAAAGGCAAUAAAGUGCUUGAUGAAGCCGGCUUUGAUAGCGGACAGGAUAUCACGGAUUACGAAUUAGCAACAUCAAUAUUCAGCGUAAAAACAAAAAGAAGCGGAAAAUGUCAGAAGAAGCAUGAGAUGGAUGAAAGAAAUUUAACCGAUGAAAUUAAUGAACAACUAGCAAAGCGGAAACGGCGAAACGAUGGCCUAAACCUGAAUUAG